Molecule: messenger RNA, 3847 nt
Organism: Camellia sinensis
Lineage: Eukaryota; Viridiplantae; Streptophyta; Magnoliopsida; Ericales; Theaceae
Source: RefSeq, a predicted model, not a curated record
ACAUGACCACCACAAUGACUACAGCAGGGCAGCAAGCCUACAAAUACAAAUACCGCGAAAUUAAGAGAGAGAAAGCAGUUGGUGAGAGAAAGCUCAUCAUCAUCAAUGGCGGUGGUAGUCAUGAAAACCGCGUUCCACUUGCUUUCCUCUUCAAAUUCUCUUCUUCUUCUUCUUCUUCUUCUUCUUCAAAGCUCAGAAGCUUCUCUCUCUUUAAAAUAUACAGAUCUCCAACACCACACAUCUCAAAACACUAAUUUUGUUUCCAAAAACCACAGAAAACAAAAAUACAAGACCCAUAGUCUUGCUCUCCUUCACAUUCAACGAUUCAAAAUGUCUUCGCAUGGACGGUGACAAGUCAAUUUCCUCAUUUUCAAAGGUUUCGAGAUGAGUGAAGUUAGGGUUUGGAUUAGGGUUUUGUUUGGCGGCGGUGGUUGAUAUGGGCUGUGGAGGGUCGAAAGUGGACGAAUUUCCAUUGGUGAUCCGUUGUAGAGAGAGAAAAGAGUUGAUCAGAGCAGCCGCGAACCACCGCUACGCUCUCGCCGCCGCCCACGUAGACUGCCAGUUGCAAAAGUCAGAAGAUUUGCUUACAUUCGUCGAUGAAGAGCUCGUAAUUGCUUCGCCCUCGGAUUCCCCUGUAUUGACAUUACCCUCGGGUAAAGGGAAGAGCAAGAAGAACAAAAACAAGAGUGGUAAUCAUAAAAAUUCAUCGUCUUCAACCUCGCUUUCGCAUUCUGGUUCGGGUUCACAUAUUCACCUUUCAGAUGAUGAUGAUGAUGAUGAUGAUUUUGAUCAGGAUCGCGAUGGGGGCGAUUCGCACUUGCAUUUGUCUUCAGGUUCUGAUUCAGAAUUGGGUUCUGAUUCUGGUCAUAUUCAUAUACAUGAUAGUCCAGGUGUUGAAGUUGAAGGACCUUCAUAUUCUUCACCAACGCCUCAAACAGGUUGGGGGCCAUACGGGGUGUACCCGCCACCUCAGACAGCGGAUUGGGGGCCGUAUGGAGGAUACCCACCUGAGCCACCCCCUCAAACAAGUUGGAGCUCAUAUGUAAUGAACUCACCCUCCAAACCAGCUUGGGAUCAAUAUGGAGUGAAUUCUACUUCAACUUCAUAUGCAUAUUAUAUGAAGAGAUCUUCACCCCAGGUUCAGUCUGUAAUUUAUGAUCCAACUAAGCCAGACACAUCAUAUUCAUAUUUGAACUCAUAUUCAUCUGACCCAUAUGAGAAUAGUGGAUUUUUUGGGUUCCCAAUGAGUUCGCCACCUGGUGGGCCUCAGAAUCAGCAACAGAAUACUCCAGCUGGUCCGCCUCCACCUCCUUCGCCACCAAAGGUGUCUGCUUGGAACUUUCUCAACCCUUUUGAUGGGUAUGAUAGUGGUUAUCCUGGCUAUUAUUCUUAUAGUAGACAUGGGGGUGGGUCAAUUGCUAGUAGUCCUGAUUCGAAUGAAGUGAGAGAGAGGGAAGGAAUCCCUGAUUUGGAAGACGAAACAGAGACUGAAGCCUAUAGAAAAUUUCAGGAGGGGGAGAAUUUGAAUAAAGAUAGAAAGAAAAAUUCAGGGGUGGGCACUUCCAGGGCAGUGCCAUCACAAAAACAGAGCAGUGAGGGAAGUUCAAAGACAGUGCAAUCACAUGGUAGUAGUGAGGGCACAACAAGAGGUAUCCCUCCACAACAUAAUGAGGGGACUUCAAGGAAAGUACCAUCUCCAAAUAGUAAGGCAACACAUUCAGUUGAUGUGAAAGAGGAAAAAGGCAGUCCCGAUAGUAUCAUAUCAAUAAUCACCGAAGAUGGGUCUGUGAAAAGCACCGAAGAUGGGUCUGAAAGGAAGAAGGGGGUGACUUUUGAGGUAGAUGCCGCGUCAAUGCACAAAAUUGAAUCUCCCAAGUUAAGGGCCAAAAUUUCUGCUCAUGGCACGCGAGAUCUUCAGGAAGCUGUUACUGAAAUCAGGGAUGACUUUGCAACAGCUUCUAGUUUUGGCAAGGAGGUUGCUAUGUUGCUUGAGGCGGGCAAGGUGCCUUAUCAGCCUCGGUUUAGUUUACAUAAAGUGAUCUUAUCCAGGAUUGCAUAUAUGGUAGCACCUUCCUUGUCAUCUUCACACCCUCCAGCCAGGCAAUCAGUAAGAUAUACAUUUAGGACAAUGAAACUGGCAAAAUCUUAUUAUGAGGAUUUGGGGAAGAACACUAAUAUGAAGCCUUGUAACCUUUCAUCUACUCUGGAGAAGCUGUAUGUGUGGGAGAAGAAACUAUACAAGGAAGUUAAGGAUGAAGAAAGACUUCGGGUUAUCUAUGAAAAGCAGUGCAAGAUGCUGAAAGUUUUGGAUGACCGGGGAGCUGAGUCUAGUAAGAUUGAUGCUACUCGGGCUUCAGUAAGGAAGUUGCUGACAAAACUUAAUGUUUGCAUUAAAGCUGUUGAGACUAUAUCAAGCAGAAUACAAAAGUUAAGGGAUGAGGAGUUGCAGCCACAAGUCACUGAAUUAAUUUAUGGAUUGAGAAGAAUGUGGAAGACCAUGCUGAAGUGCCACCAGAAGCAGUUCCAAGCUAUCAUGGAGAGUAAAACUAGCUUGAGAGCAAAUACUCGUUCUCGAAGAGAUUCAAACUUGAGGGCCACCAUUGAACUUGAAAUGGAGCUUCGUGCGUGGUUCAAUCGUUUUAGUGAAUGGAUUAAGACUCAGAAAUCCUUUAUUGAGUCCUUAAAUGGAUGGCUUUUAAGGUGCCUAGUUCAUGAACCUGAAGAAUCCCCCGAUGGGAUUGUUCCUUUUUCCCCCGGCCGGAUCGGAGCUCCUCCAAUUUUCGUAAUUUGUAAUGAUUGGUUUCAAGCAAUGGAAACUAUUUCAGAAAUAGGAGCACCUAAUGCAAUCCGUAACUUUGCUUCAAGUUUGCUACAGUUAUGGGAGAAACAAGAUGAGGAGCAAAAACAGAGGCUCAAAGCAGAGUACCUGUCGAAGGAUUUUGAAAAACGACUAAAAACGCUUCGCAUGGAAAGAGGAAGAAUGGAGCGAGGCCAAGAUGCGAUGUCAGAUAAAACUAGUGGUUCACUUGUUCCUUCAGAAAAUGGAGUUUCACCGCUAGAUGAUCUAAAGGUGGAUUUGGAUUCAAUGAGAAAGAGAUUGGAGGAAGAGAAGGCACGGCACAAGGAGGCUGCUAAAUUAGUUCAUAAUGCCGCUUCUAGUAGUUUACAAGGAGGUUUGAUUCCGAUUUUCGAGGAGUUGAGCAAUUUCACCUCGGAGGCGCUGAAAGCUUACGAGCAUGUUAGGAUUGAAAAUCAGAGCCAAAAAACAGGUGGGAAGUAAAUCUGAAAACAUGAACUUGUGUUUGUUUCAGUUUUAGUUUGAAACCAACAGGGCAGCCAUAAGAUCAGCUACCCUUUUUUGGGGUAAAUUUAGGAAAGCAGAUAAGAAUCAUACAGGUGAAUUUUAGGCAAUAUAGGAGCAACAAUAGGAAGAUGUAGAAGCUCAUGACAGUGGGGAAGGUGGAAGUAGAUGAGUUGUUUGUGUAGUAAAACAUCAGAGAGAGAGAGAGAGGUUAUGGAGAUUGCCCCUCGAGUGCACAAGAAGGGAGCUUGACUGUAAGACCCGAUUGUCGAGCGCGGAUGAAAGUCGGCGUGGACUACCCACCUCCAUCCAUGGAAUGGAUAUAGGUAGGAACUUGUACAGAAAUUCAUUUAUUUAUUGAUUGAAUAGCUCAUUUGGUGUCUGUUGAUAGAUUGGUUGUUCAUCUUGUGGGUGUAUAGACAGAUAUGUAGUGAAUUGUAACUCCAAAAUUUUGAUAAUGACAAAAAGAGGAAGUUGUUUCCUUGUUACCUUUCUUGUAAAGUUAUAUUUUAGAGUUAUAUAUUACUUAUGCACCAUUGAUGUCUA